This is a messenger RNA of Lodderomyces orthopsilosis Co 90-125, 324 nucleotides long. RefSeq lists its product as uncharacterized. Lineage: Eukaryota; Fungi; Ascomycota; Pichiomycetes; Serinales; Debaryomycetaceae. Bases 1 to 324 code for a protein of 107 amino acids. The transcript has a single exon. The record is from RefSeq and is a predicted model, not a curated record.
AUGAUACCUAAUCCAACAUCCGAUUCAAACUUAAUUAAAGAACAUCAAUUUUACGACUCAUCAUCACCUUCUUCUGCGUCAAUAUCGGCAUCAUCAUCAUCAUCUUCUUCUUCAGCCACAUUAAAUUCCGACUCAAUAAUAUCUGUAAUUCAAAGAGUAAUAACGUUUGAUACUGAUAAUUUAUUGUGUAUGGACAAUUUCCUAAGGUUGAUUGUCAUAUCAUCAGUUUUAAUGCUUUUAUACAGCUUUUUUGCAAGUUGGUUAAGAAGAAGAAGAAGCAUUGAAAAAUUGAGAGAAAAGGCAAAACCAAGCAAUUUGGUAUAA